AUGAACGACUCAAUGACGGAAAAGGCGCACAAAUACGACUGCGUCGUCGUCGGCGCGGGCUACUCCGGCCUCGCUGCCGCAAGACUCCUCAAGGACUCGGGCAAGAACGUCCUGGUACUGGAAGCCCGCAACCGCGUCGGCGGGCGCGCCAGGACGAUACCCCUCGACAACGGCGACUACUGGGACGUCGGCGCAUCUUUCCUCGGCGACCAGCAGCACCUGAUGUACGCCCUGGCCGAGGAGUUCGACGUGCCGCUCUUCACGCCGCCGACGGACGGCAAGAUCGUCCUGGCGUACCGGGGCAAGGCGCGCGAGUACCGCGGCCUCAUCCCGCCGAUGCGGCCGUGGGAGGUCCUCGACAUGGGCCUGUUUGUGCGCCGGUUCGAGAAGCUGUGCGAGAGCGUCGACGUCGAUGAGCCGUGGCGCACCCCCGGCGCCGAGGAGCUCGACCGCGUCACGGUCCACGAGUGGCUGAGGAAGGGCGCCUGGACGCAGGCGACCAUCGACAUGGGCAGCCUGGCGUUCGAGGCGACCCUCGGGCAGAACACGUCGUGCGUCUCGAUGCUGCACGCCCUCUUCUUCUUCCGCGUCGUUGCCGGCUUCACGUCCGCCCUCAGCUCCGAGAAUGGCGCGCAGCACCACUUCGUCACGGGCGGCGGCCAGGCCAUCGCCGACAAGCUGCGCGAGCGCCUCGGCGACGACGUCGUCCGUCUCGGGGAGCCCGUCCGCGGCAUCACGAGGACCGAGAGCCUAGCGACGAUCCGGACGGACAAGGGUGAGUACCGCGCGCGCCGUGUCAUCCUCGCCGUCCCGCCCCCCCAUGUGCUCAAAAUCGACUUCUUGCCGCGGCUGCCCGUGGAGAAGGUCACGCUGCUGCAGAACAUGCCCAUGGGCGCCUUCUCAAAGGUCUACGCCACGUACAAGACGCCCUUCUGGCGCGACAAGGGCCUGACGGGCGAGAGCACGAACCCGACGGGCUUCCUCGGCGUCACCUACGACGCGACCCCGCCGUCCGGGUACCCGGCCAAGCUCGUGGGCUUCAUCGCCGGCACCAGGACGCGCGAGUUCGUCGGCUUCGGCGCUGAGCAGCGGCGGCACGUCGCGCUGGCCGGGUUCGCCGCCGCCUUCGGCCCGGAGGCGCUCGACCCGGACGACUUUUUUUACCACAACAUGAUGAUGGAGGAGGAGUGGUCCGCCGGGUGCCCGAUGGCGACGCCCGCGCCGGGCAUGUGGACACUGCUGGGUGAGUGGCUGCGGAAGCCCGUCGGCGCGAUACACUGGGCCGGCACGGAGACGUCGACGAAGCACUACGGGUACAUGGAGGGCGCCGUCUUCGCGGGCCAGAGGGCCGCGCGUGAGGUCUUGGAGGAGUUGAAGUGGAAGAUUUGA
Messenger RNA from Colletotrichum destructivum, 1389 nucleotides. Its product is annotated as Putative flavin amine oxidase, FAD/NAD(P)-binding domain superfamily. Bases 1 to 1389 code for a protein of 462 amino acids. Gene Ontology annotation, molecular function: oxidoreductase activity. Lineage: Eukaryota; Fungi; Ascomycota; Sordariomycetes; Glomerellales; Glomerellaceae. The transcript has a single exon. The record is from RefSeq and is a predicted model, not a curated record.